GGCCGCGUCGCGUUUUAGUCGCUGUAGCUACGCGCUAGGCAAGACAAGCAGUAUGGCGGAAGAAGAGAGUGAAUUUGAGUUAGAAGGUUUUAAAAAAGAAUUGAAGAGUUUAUUUGUCAGUAGUUCAAGUGAAGAAUACGGACUUCAAAGCAAGUUAUAUUGUGUACGGUUCUGUAAGUUGGUGGAGGUGUAUUCAGGACGAUGGCAGGUACCCUUGCCACAGCUGCGGGUGCUCCAGACUGCUCUAUGUUCCUUUGUCCAAGCCUCGGCCUGCUUCCCGUCUGACUGUGAACAUGUAUGCUACACACUGAGUAGCCUUGCCCUGAGUGCUUUUGAGCUCUUGCUGUUUUUGAACAGAAAUAAGAUCCUGCAGGAUCCCUUGAAAACAAUCCUUGAUUCGUUCCAGGAAUGUUUUUCCCAGCUGGAGAGACACCAGAACAUCCACCUGCUGCAGGUGGGACAGAUCAUCAGAGAGAAGGGACCGUGGACCAACCCCAUACUGCAGGCCAUCCUGAAGGACUCACAACUGCCCCGGGAUGAAGUGGACCGGUACCUAGGCUCAGAGGUGCCAGUGUUCUUUGAACUGCGUGUUCGUUACCUGCUGUCCAGUGAGAUGUUCACCGAGGCGGUGGUCUUGGCUAAGACCUGCUCUCAGCACCCUGUUGCCGGGCGACACCUGUUCUUCCGACAGGCCUACCUCACCUGCCUGUUGAAGGCAUCGCUCCCUCGCCAUAUGCACGAAGAGAUGUCUGACAUCGACGGUAAGGACGCUGUGGAUAUCGUGUGUAACACAGAGAGUGAGGAGAGCGACGAGACGCUCCUGGCCCUCUGCACAGCCUUCCUCUCUCAGCAGCUACACCGGGGAGACCUGUACUGCAUGUGGGAUUUGGUGUUCAUAUGGAGUCGACUCCGCCUGCGGGUCAACCCUUCCAAACAGGCCUUCCUGGAAGAGAGUCAUCGGUUGCUGCUGUCUGCCACCAACAUCAGAUCCAUAUUCUCUUUCAUUAGAGUGAUCCUUGCAGAGCUGGGAAAGGAUGGUCUCCAGUUCUGUGUGGAGCUCUGCACCCACGCCCUCCAGACAAACCCCUGCGACGCCGCCACCAAGUCCCUCAUCUACAAGACGGUAGCCUACCUCCUCCCCAACGACCUGGAGGUCUGCCGGGCCUGCGCCCUCCUCGUCUUCUUCCUGGAACGCACCGUGGAGGCCUACAAAACGGUGUUCCUCCUCUACACGCACCCCGACCAGGAGUACCACGUCGAAGCCGGUCCCAUCGGGAACCACAUCCGCUUUGAGAUCCUCCAGACCUUGAAGAGAGGUCUCUACUUCGAUCCAGAGUUCUGGAACCUUUUGAAUCUCCGGACCAACUGCCUGAAGCUGAUGAGCGAGAAGAAGGCGGCGUUGGCACGGAUGAUGAUGGAGGAUGAUGGGUGGGUGUCCAACUACUGCAGCACCGCCACCAAAGAGCCCUGUUGCAGCUGGAGCGCUGACCUGUCGGAGCGUGUGCAGCCUAAACAUGUAGAGACUAAACCAGCACAGAAACACGUUCAGAUUAAACCCUUUCACCAGGUAACAGCGCCCAAAAGGCGGUUCCAAAAAGAAGAGAAGAAUCACGUCUCGACGGCGCCGGUGGCAGCCAAACGUGUCAAAGCUCAAAGGUUGGAAAGAACCUCUGUUGUCGAGUCGCAGCAGCUGCCUGUUAAUCAUGUGACGCCGGCGAUGGCGAAAGCUAAGACUGAGAAGCUGGCUGAACCCCCUGUUGUCGAGGAACAACCUGUAAUAAAAAGAAGAGGGAGGAAGCCUGGGCCGAAGCCGGGACCGCGGUCAUCUGUCAAAACAACAGAGCCCUCAGCCGAGACCACCUCUGUCAGACGGUCCUUCAGACAACUGGACAUGGCGCAGGAGAACCUGGCCAGGCAAGUCGGUCACAGACCACAUAGGCACAUGACCAGACUCUCUGAGAAGAAACCUCCCAAACGGAGGGGUAGGAAACCCCGGUGGCUCCUGGAGGGUACGUUCCAGGCUGAGAACAGUGCUCCCCGGAAGGGUCGCCGCCCGGGGAGGAAACCUCCACAGCAGAAGACCCAGCAGACACCAGUGGACAAGACCAAUAAGACCUCUCGGUCUGGUGCCGCUGUCAAGGAAAGCACAACCAAACAAAAGAAUGCCGUGACCUCACAAAAUAAAAUGGCGGCCGCUCGUCUAACAGCUCCGAGGGAACAGGAAGUUAAUCGUCAGAAGGAGUUUCCUGCUACUAACCACCUACCAGCAGUAUCUCCUGCUCAUGACUCCAAGCUGGAGGUCUCCCUACCUGACAACGAAGUAUUUGGGUUCUUCCAUGAGGAUUAUCUCAGUAGGCAAGGACUGGUGACUCUAAACUGUGAUAAAUCUAAGGCACCAAUCCAGGCACAGUAUCGGGUGAAGGAUCGACUCGGAGAGGUGUUUCUCCUUUCCGCUCAGGACGCCAGUCUCUUCAUACAGCAGUUGCACAACUACGCCCAGACGCCUAAGGCGGAAGGUGUCACGUUGAACGCUGAAACCUGUUUGUUGAAAGCGACGGAUGUCCGUCCCUCCCUAAACCAAAGUUGUCUGCCGGUGCCAUGUGACGCUUCGAGGGUAUUUUACCAGACGUCUGCAGUGGAAAUGGAAGUUGAGGUCACCUCACAAACUGUGACUGCGACUGACAUGACUUUCACACCACAAGGUGGCGCUAUCGAACACAUCGAAAGUCCCAAGAAUGAGGACGGAUUCUCUACCGAUGCUCAGCAAACAUGUAUUCCAUCUGUUCUCUCAGUGAAUGUAAUUGUUCCUAAUAACACAAGAAGAAGAACAAAUACAUAUGUAACUAAUGUUCCAAGAGAACCAACGGAAGUUACGAAUGUUCCAAAAAAGCAAACUGCUUCUGAAGUCGGGGAGAUUCUAGAAUCGUCCAGGAAGUCCGAAGUUACCGACAUUCUGAAAGAGGCUAUGGAUAUAGCAAACAUUGGUGUGGAUGAAGCAAUGGUGGGGGACGGUGACACUGGCAGCGUCCCUGGAAAGGAAACUCGGGAGCUUGUUGUUCUUACUCCUUUCUGCUGGCUGGCUAAUACCUCAAUGGAUGCGUUUGCUAGAGAGUUUGAAAAGUUUGCCAAGGGUCCGGAUUCCGAUGUUGUCGCAAAGCAGCAGUCGGUGACACCACAGACCACAGAUGGUGUCUCGCGCAAAACGUUGGAGACGACAUCGUCAACGGUGACACCACAGACCACAGAUGGUGUCCUCUCCAAGGUUUUGUACGAGACACUGUCAACGUCUCCAAAAGUCAUCCCUACGGCCGUCACAGACCCAGUGGUCCUUGAGGACACUUCAAAAAUAACCAAAGUCACCCCACAGAACACUACAGACAUCCAGGAAAACAUGGACACUCGACACACCCAACAGGACAUUAAAGGUACCUCACAAAACACGGAGCCGGAGGAUAUCCCAACGGCCGCUGAGAGCUUCCCACGGCUCACUGAUGAGACCCGGCAGCUUGAACACCCUCUGAAAGGCACUGUGGGUACUCCAGAGUUCCCUGUGGACUCGACACAGGACAAUGACACCCCUCAGUUCACUGAAGACCCCCCACAGAAUACACAGGACAUAAGACAACUCACAGAGGACACCCUGAAAGUCACUUUCACUGAGGUCACCCCACAGGCUACUGAGGACCGCACAAAAGCCACUGUGGAUACUCCAGAGGCUGUGGACACACUACCACAGAACAUAGAGGAGGACAGCCGGAAAGUUACUGUCGACAGCCAGGAAGUUACUGUCGACAGCCAGGAAGUUACUGUCGACAGCCAGGAAGUUACUGUCGACAGCCAGGAAGUUACUGUCGACAGCCAGGAAGUUACUGUCGACAGCCAGGAAGUUACUGUCGACAGCCAGGAAGUUACUGUCGACAGCCAGGAAGUUACUGUCGACAGCCGGAAAGUUACUGUCGACAGCCGGAAAGUUACUGUCGACAGCCGGAAAGUUACUGUCGACAGCCGGGAAGUUACUGUAGAUACCUCUGAGCACAUUGAGGACGCCCUACAAAUACUAAACACUGCAGACACCCUACAGCUCACAGUGGAUGCCCCAAUGGUCUCUGAAGAGCUCACCAAGGACACAUGUGGUGCCACACAGAACAAUGGGGACACGCCACAGCUCCAUGAGGACACACCGGUCACUGAGGACACCCUAAGAGUCCCUGAAGAGACGUCACAGGAACCCAAAGACACCUCAAAAGUCAGCAGAGAUACCCCGAUGGUCUCUGAGGACACCCUUAAAGUACAUGUGGAUACUCAAAAGGUCCCAGAGGACACCCCACAGAACAUACAAGUCAAUGAAGACACCUCAAUGGUUACUGAAGACACCCCACAGAACAUACAAGUCAAUGAAGACACCUCAAUGGUUACUGAAGACACCCCACAGGACACACAGUACAAUUCACUGGUCAACCCGAAAGUCACUGAAAGUGCUCACACUCCAAAGGUCACCCCAAGAGUCCCUGAAGACACGUCACAGGACUCCGAAGACCCCUCAAAAGUCACUGAAAACUCUCCACAGAAAACACAGGACACCCCAACUGUCUCUGGGGAUAUCAGACAAACUCCUGGAGAUGGCACCCUACAGGAAAAUGAGAACAGCCCACUGGCAUAUCGCUGUAGUCUCUGCAACAAAGUUUUCAAAGGCAAACGUGUUAUAGCCCACGCCAUGUACCACUUCCGCAGGGACCAAUGUAUGUUCUGCAGGAUGCUGUUCAAAAACGACCUGCUCGCUAUGAUGCAUCUGUCCCAGCACAUCGACAAGUUGAAAAAAGGAAACCUACCGCCUGAUAUUGAGGAGGUCCGUGAGAACUGUAAAGCUGGGAUGUCAGACACGCCUGGACGCUCAACGCAGAGGGGGAGACGGGGACGCAAGAGGAUCCCUGUGAACUCCACAGAGUCAACACCUCCGGAUUACAGGAAGCUACGGUCCACCAAUAGGAUCUCCUCUGUAAACUCCUCGGAGUCAACUCCACCGGAUCGCAGGAAGCUACGGUCUAACCCUAAUCUACUGUCGACCAAUAGGCUCUCAACUGACUCUCAACCUUCACCAGAUACUAAACUCGCAACAGAAGAGUCUGAAGGCAAGCAGUCGACACAGAGGGUCAAUGGGCAGAGGGGCAGAAGACGAGUUAAGGUUGAAGGAACUGAGGGUGAUGGUGAUACUCAGGCAGAGGAACAAGAAAAGAUCAGUAGGAGGCAAGAGGAGGAGCACUCGGCUCUGGAACAGAGGGAAGAACCCGUGGAGAUCUCGACUUCUCUGGCCAAGACAUCGACAGGUGAACAAGGGGGAACCUGCUCCUCUCCUCUGACAAAGUUUUUGGAAGAAGAGGAGAAUCCCUGUUCCUCGGCAAAGACCAUGGAGGACAACACAGAAUCUCAGGCUGUAUCGGUAACACAGGACAGGCUUUCAGUUUCACCUCUAGAGACUUCAGUUCAGGGUAAGGAGACUCCCGGCAUCUGCCCUGUGGAGGGAUGCACAGAGAUAUUCACUGGAAAACGGCGUUCUCUCCUCGGACAUAUUCUGGACGAUCACCGCGGCGACGCCAAACCCUUGGAAACGACGUUCCUUCACGGGAAUGGCAAAUGCAAUAUUUGCAAGAAACCCGUUUUGACUUUGCAGCAUUACCAGCACCACAUUUUAUGGCACAAAGGAAUUCCCAGGCAUCCCUGUCUACAUGAUGGAUGUAAAGCCCGGUUCAGUGCAGCGACAGAAAUGAGGAACCACGCGAAGACCCAUCAGCCUCUCCUGGCAGUGUGCUGCUUCCCAGGUUGUCGGGAGCGCUUGGCUUGUCUUCCGGAGCUGAACCGCCACGAACAAGAACACUAUCGUCUUCCAAAGGAAGGGAAGGAUGAAUCGGUUUCCUCUACCCUUGUCACCAAUACCACCUCUGUUAACGUGAUUAAACCGUGUAAGACGAGGAGGAAUAAGCUUCAGAAGAUGCAGGGUGUUAAGAGACGAUGGCCUCUUAGAGAAAAGGAGGGAUCUGCAACUGACCUCACUACUACUGUAAAGGUAACCAGGAAGUAUGACUUGACCAAGACGUUAAAGAAAACACAGGUGGCAAAGCAACGGCAUGUUCAUAGAGACAAGGAUCCUCGUACUACUGACCCCUCUCCCGUCUCUCUAAAGGUAACAAAUACGUUGAGGAAAUUGCAGGUUAAGAGGAAACCGUGUGUCGGUAAGAAAAUGGACGCUCCAAACACUCCCGUCACCACGUCCAAUGAAAAAGCUGAGCGAGCGAGCAAGAAGUUAAAGAUGAUUCAUAAGGUAAAGAAAGCGUGGUCUGUAAAGAGACAGAACGUUAGCGAAGACAAUUAUACCCCAACUGGUCCAACCACCUCCACCACGAUUACCGCCACUGAAAAAGCUACCAAAAAGCUAAAAAUCAUAAACAAGUUGAAGAAAAUGCGAGUUAUUAAGAAACUGAACGUUAGCGAAGAAAAAGAUACCCAACUGGAUCCAGCCACCGACACAAACGUGACAGAAAAGUUACAGAAAACGCAACUUGUAAAGAAACAAAGAGUUAUCAAGGAGCCUGUUGGCAAAGAACCCAGGAAGACCUCCAAAAAACCUGUGACGUCAAAGACCUCUGGUCCAGAGAAACAUGUUAAUGAAGUCACAGAAGUGGUAGGAAGUAAAUCAAAGGAAGAAGGUGAUAAACCAUUGGUGGAACCAUCAGACUCAACAGCUAGCAGUGUCUGUGACCAGAAGAUGGUUAACGGACACUUAAAGGACCUCACUAAAGAAUCGCCAAAAUACCAGAGAAGUCUUAAAACAAGUACAGUUUCCAAAUCCAAGAAAUGUGACUCACGAAACCAUAAACCUGCUACUCCCAAACCCCCUACAAAUACUCCCAAACCCCCUACAAAUACCCCCAAACCCCCUACAAAUACCCCCAAACCCCCUACAAAUACCCCCAAAACCCCCAUCAAGGAGGAAGCGAAAAACUCAACUUUCUUUGGGAAGAUUAACAACAGGCCAUACAUCCGACCUCCACCCACGGCCUACCUAGACGAGAGGUACACCACCAUGCCAAAACGCAGGAAAGAGAUGUCCUGGACCCCUCGCUUCUCUCCGACGCGCCCGGACCUCGUGGUGGAGGCGUCGGGGACCACGGCGACACCGUCCGUCCGUAGGCAGCGCUGUGCCAAGUGUUUCUUGUCCUUCGACAGUGGAGAAGAGUUGCAGACGCACGUCUCGCUGAAGAAGUGCGCAACCCUUUUCGGCUUCGACUCAGACGAGGACAAUAGCUCGUGAAAGCUGAUCGACAAGAGGACAUGUUUGGAUGUGCUGCUAGGGAAGGGGGGGGGGGGGCUGUUGAACCCCCCUCCGAAACCUGCUAGGAGUGUUGAACCCCUUUCGACCCUGCUACCUUACUGAGGGACGACCAAGGUUUUACAUGACUCUAUAACAUGACUUGCUGGCUAGUCUGGGACAGCCAUGCCAGGCCUCCCCUUGUGACUGAGGCUGGCAAUCAGAGGCGGCUACAACAGGAGACACCUCUCCACCCUGCUACCCGUUUUAUUGAAGAGGAUUCUGGGAUGUGACUGAGGCUGGCAAUCUGAGGCGGCUACAACAGGAGACACCUCUCCACCCUGCUACCCGUUUUAUUGAAGAGGAUUCUGGGAUGUGGCUGAAGUUGGCAAUCUGAGGCGGCUACAACAGGAGACACCUCUCCACCCUGCUACCCGUUUUAUUGAAGAGGAUUCUGGGAUGUGACUGAGGCUGGCAAUCUGAGGCGGCUACAACAGGAGACACCUCUCCACCCUGCUACCCGUUUUAUUGAAGAGGAUUCUGGGAUGUGGCUGAAGUUGGCAAUCUGAGGCGGCUCCAACAGGAGACACCUCUCCACCCUGCUACCCGUUUUAUUGAAGAGGAUUCUGGGAUGUGACUGAGGCUGGCAAUCAGAGGCGGCUACAACAGGAGACACCUCUCCAUCCUGCUACCCGUUUUAUUGAAGAGGAUUCUGGGAUGUGGCUGGCCCGGUUGGCUUACAGCAGAAGACUGAGAACAGUGAAAGGGUUGUGACCAUUCUUCCAUGUUCUGUCUCCCAUGGUCAUAGGAGUGACCUACGACCUUUGAACCCUGACCUCAAAUCCAAAGUUCAAGGGGUCUUUUGGGCUGACCGAUUUUUUUUCUCGAUUUGUCGACCAGGAAGCGUCUCUAAACUAGAGCCUGAAGGACUUAUGAGGCGGACACUAUGAGACCUGGCCGGAUAGUUAAUAUAUUCUUUGUUUUUAAUUUGUUUUUGACCUUAUUUACUUUGGACUGAAGAAGUGCCUGGAAUCCAACCUGCUACUUCCUGCUUCUCUUCUAUUGGUCAAUGGUCCAGGGGGUUUUUCCUCCCAAUUGGCAUCUUAUUCCCUCUAUAGUGCACUACCCUAUAUGAGCCCUGGUCAAAAGCAGUGUACUAUUAAAAGGGAAUAAUUUGGGCCACGGAGACUUAUUGCCGGGGGCCAAGGAAUGACUCUUGAAGAUGUGAGAACUGAUGUUAUGCAGGGAUGUUAACUAUACAAAAUGUUCAAAUAUUUAACACACACUAACAAAUUUUAUUUUAUAUCGCUCAUCUUUUUGCUAUUGCACUUGUCACUUAAACCCAAAACCCUCCCUAGUGAGUUUAACCAGUCAAACUGCCAAGAGGAAAGGGGCUCCAAAACCUCUUCUUUGGAUUAUAUAUCUACGACCCACAAUGCAACAACGUGUAUAUUUAGAUAUCGUGUUGUUAGGCAACCGGUAACUGUCCAAAUAAAGGAAACCCUUGAGUAAAAUGAGGGGAUACAGAAGUUAGUAUAUAUGUGUGGGGUGCCAUUUUCUUGGUAUGGUCCAGGUCUACUUGUAGAAUCUAUGUCAAGGUGCAUUGAAGCUGUUCUGGCAGCUCGUGGUGACACCUAUUUAAGAAAUUGAUGUAGGUGAUUCCUUUAUUUUGGCAAUUACAUGUAUUUGAUCAAAUUUUAACCAGUUAUUAUGAUUUAUUUAUUUAUUUUUUACUAUGGAUCCUCUGUGACUAAAUUCUGUUCAUUGAGAGCAUGUUCCUGUGAUUGGAUACUUUUUUUUAUAACUCAAUAUUACUUUAUAUAUUUUUUUCUUCUUGGGGUCCAGCCUCUGACUCACACCAAUUGACCCAUCACAUUUAAUUUAUUAUGCAGUUUAUUUUAUUAAAUCAGUUACCCAAUCAAGGCAGGGCCCCGCCCAGUUACCCAUGUGGGAUGCCCCUGCCGCCUCCUUCUGUCCCCUGUCCGAUAAUUUGCAGAACGGCAGCAGGCUGUCUAAAACUCAUUGACAGCGGGCUCCUGAAUCCUCCUGUGGUUGGCGGUUGCAGUAAAUAAAUAUCUCUAUCUAAUAUAUAUUGUAUAUAAGUGUCUUGCCCCCCCCCCCCCCCCCCACAGGCCUGGGCCCAGGGGCUUCAGCCCCGGUAAGCCCCUGCAUUAACCCGGCCAUGUAUGUGUAGGGAACAGGUUGCCAUUUGAGGACUAAACAACAACCUGUUUGAACAUAUUAGCCAUCAGGACUAAACAACAACAACCUGUUUGAACAUAUUAGCCAUCAGGACUAAACAACAACAACCUGUUUGACCAUAUUAGCCAUCAGGACUAAACAACAACAACAAUAACCUGUUUGACCAUAUUAGCCAUCAGGACUAAACAACAACAUCAACAACCUGUUUGACCAUAUUAGCCAUCAGGACUAAACAACAACAUCAACAACCUGUUUGACCAUAUUAGCCAUCAGGACUAAACAACAACAUCAACAACCUGUUUGACCAUAUUAGCCAUCAGGACUAAACAACAACAUCAACAACCUGUUUGACCAUAUUAGCCAUCAGGACUAAACAACAACAUCAACAACCUGUUUGACCAUAUUAGCCAUCAGGACUAAACAACAACAUCAACAACCUGUUUGACCAUAUUAGCCAUCAGGACUAAACAACAACAUCAACAACCUGUUUGACCAUAUUAGCCAUUAGGACUAAACAACAACAUCAACAACCUGUUUGACCAUAUUAGCCAUCAGGACUAAACAACAACAUCAACAACCUGUUUGACCAUAUUAGCCAUCAGGACUAAACAACAACAUCAAUAACCUGUUUGACCAUAUUAGCCAUCAGGACUAAACAACAACAUCAACAACCUGUUUGACCAUAUUAGCCAUCAGGACUAAACAACAACAUCAAUAACCUGUUUGACCAUAUUAGCCAUCAGGACUAAACAACAACAUCAACAACCUGUUUGACCAUAUUAGCCAUCAGGACUAAACAACAACAUCAAUAACCUGUUUGACCAUAUUAGCCAUCAGGACUAAACAACAACAAUGUAUGUGACUUUAAUCCAUAUUAUAGUUUAAUGCACAUUUUAAGUUUCAUUCUUUGUAUAUCUGUCUGGGAUGAGUUGACGCGAUGUCAGUCGGUCUCAACACAACCAGAACUACGCUGUCAGCUGUUGUUCAAUGUACGUCCCUGUCCCAAACGGUUCCUUGUGUACUACUUGGGACCAGGGGCCCCAUUUGGGUUAACUAUAAGGAAUAGACCAGGGGCCCCAUUUGGGUUAACUAUAAGGAAUAGGCCAUGGGCCCCAUUUGGGUUAACUAUAAGGAAUAGGCCAGGGGCCCCAUUUGGGUUAACUAUAAGGAAUAGGCCAGGGGCCCCAUUUGGGUUAACUAUAAGGAAUAGGCCAGGGGCCCCAUUUGGGUUAACUAUAAGGAAUAGACCAGGGGCCCCAUUUGGCUUAACUAUAAGGAAUAGACCAGGGGCCCAUUUGGGUUAACUAUAAGGAAUAGACCAGGGGCCCAUUUGGGUUAACUAUAAGGAAUAGGCCAGGGGCCCCAUUUGGGUUAACUAUAAGGAAUAGGCCAGGGGCCCCAUUUGGGUUAACUAUAAGGAAUAGGCCAGGGGCCCCAUUUGGGUUAACUAUAAGGAAUAGGCCAGGGUGCUACUUGGGACUCAUAUUUUAUAAAAAGAGGUUAGGAAUUUGUUACGUGUAUUAAUCUGACCCAUCUGUCCCCAACCAACAACGCUGCAUUCAGAAACCAGUGUAUUGAUAUUGUCUAUUGCUCAACACAUGGACGAGACUAAACGCUUCUAUGAGCUUCUGACAUCACUUCCUUUUUUUUUCUUCUUUUAAAAAAAAAGAGAAAUAACUAUUGUGAUGUCAGAAGCUCAUAGAAGCGUUUACAUUUUUUUUUUUUUUUAAUCUAUUGUGAUGUCAGUGAGGCGGCAGCCCACCGGGCGGUGACUGACUGUUCUACUGAACCCAACAGAACAGUGGCAGCAGGUGUAAUGUAUUAUUCACAUGGGGUUUUUCUAUUUGGCUCCUGUAAAUAUGUGACGAGUUCGAAUGGCUUAUUAUUUACUGGGUGUUUUGAAACGGGUUUAUAUAUCAUCAAGUUCUUGGUGUAAAAUAAUAAAAAAACACAUGUUAUUAAACUGGUA
Molecule: messenger RNA, 11474 nt
Organism: Oncorhynchus kisutch (coho salmon)
Lineage: Eukaryota; Metazoa; Chordata; Actinopteri; Salmoniformes; Salmonidae
Exons: 9
Coding region: 53-7306 (2417 amino acids)
Biological process (GO): regulation of transcription by RNA polymerase II
Cellular component (GO): nucleus
Molecular function (GO): DNA binding; DNA-binding transcription factor activity, RNA polymerase II-specific
Source: RefSeq, a predicted model, not a curated record